This is a messenger RNA of Symbiodinium sp. CCMP2456, 452 nucleotides long. The record is from the annotation of a GenBank genome assembly. NCBI's taxonomy places the organism in Eukaryota, Dinophyceae, Suessiales, Symbiodiniaceae.
GCAUUGCGUGGCCAACAGCAAGCGAGACUGUAACUCGUGGAGUGAGCAUCAAGGCGUCUGCCAGCUUUGAUGCUGCGGCCUCGAAGCCAGCGAAAGGGCAGUGGCAGUGGAAAUACACCGUGAAGAUCACCAACCAAUCUGCCGACACCCUGCAGCUCCUCUCCAGGCAUUGGGUCAUCGUGGAGAAGUCGGGUCAGGUCUUGGAAGUUGGUCCCAAGGCCUCGGGCGUCCUCGGCCAGCAGCCCAUUUUGCGGCCCGGCGAGUCCUUCACCUACAGCUCGGCCUGCCCGCUCUCCUGCGAGGUUGGGACGCUCCACGGGAGCUUCGAGAUGAAGAUCCUGGAGCCGGCAGAGUCCCACGGACGUCGCUUCGAGGCAGCGAUCGGCCGGUUCGGCUUGACCAUGGACGGUGAAGAGGCGCUGAUGCCGAUCGUCAUCCACGAGGCCCUUUGA